ACGAGUUACGUGAUUCGUUUCAAGGACGCCUCCUCCUCCUCUUCUCGCUUCUCCGGAUCCAUAACCCGCUCACUAACCCCCGUGGCCAGUGGAGCUCGACCAGGAUCGGGCCACCGGGCCUCCGCCGACCUGCAGUGCUUCGUAAUCUCGGACAUUGGGCCGGAAUUGAUGGGUGCCUGUCUGAGAUCGCCUGACCAGUAAAGGUUAAGGGCGGGACCGACUUCAUGGAUGGAUGGACCAGCCCACGCCUAAGCCCGCGCCCAGUGCCUUCGAUCGGGCCGCCGGAGAGCACGCUCCCGGCUCGGCGGGUGGCACGAGCUUAGUGGGCGAGUGUUUGGAACUGCGUCCACGGGGCCACUCGGCCAUUUCCCGCUGGUCCACGGCCUCCUCCACAGCCUCCUCCUCGACCACCUCCUCGGGCUCGGGCCACGGGGAGCACGCCCGUUUGUUGGGCCCGGCCCACCGGAGCCCCGGCCGUUCGCCGACCCGCGUAGGCUUGACCGAUUGUUGGAGUGGAAGGAACGCCGAUCAAGUGGACGGGCCGGUCCCAGCCGUCACGGCCUUAGGCUCGAACUCGUCGCCCUCAACCUCCGGGCGGAUGUCUCGCUCUAUGUGGCCCUCGUUUUGCUGUCGGAAACGGGAGUUCACCUCCCGGACCGUUUGGAUUGGGCGGGAUUGCCUCCAGAAAUUCCCGCCCAAUGUGAUCCGAAAUCAGAAAUAUAGUGUGUUCACGUUUGUGCCGCGGGUAUUGUACAACCAGUUCAAGUUCUUUUUGAACUUGUUCUUCCUGCUCAUGGCGUGUAGUCAGUUCAUCCCGCAACUCCGGAUCGGCUAUCUCUACACUUAUUGGGGCCCCCUGGGCUUUGUCAUCUCUAUCGCCAUGAUUCGCGAAGCCAUCGAUGACUUCCGACGCUUCAAGCGCGAUCGUGAAGUCAAUCGCUUCCGUUAUGUGAAACUCACGCCUCGUGGCAAAGUGUCCGUCACCAGUGCCGAGAUCAAAGUGGGCGAUAUCGUGUUCGUCGAGAAGGGCCACCGAGUCCCCGCGGAUAUGGUGUUGCUGAAAACCACGGAGCAUGCCGGAUCGUGUUUUGUGCGCACCGAUCAAUUGGACGGUGAGACCGAUUGGAAGCUCAAAAUCGCCGUGCCCAUGACUCAGAAAGCCAGCACGGACGAGGCCGUCUUGAAUGUGGAGGCUUCGAUCUACGCCGAGAAGCCGCAAAAGGACAUUCACAGUUUCAUUGGAAAGAUCACGUGCGUCAACAUUAACGGCCAUGAGGCCGAGGAGUCCCUCAAUAUCGAGAACACCCUGUGGGCCAAUACUGUGGUGGCCAGUGGGAAAGCUCUUGGCAUCGUGAUCUACUCGGGUCCCGAGUGUCGAGCCACCAUGAACAAUUCCACGCCCCGGUCCAAAGUGGGCCUUUUGGAUCAAGAGUUGAAUCAACUCACCAAACUCCUUUUUGCGGCCACUCUGGCGCUCUCCUUCAUUCUCAUGUGUUUGAAGGGCUUUGAUGGCCCUUGGUAUUUCUACUUGUUCCGAUUCGUCUUGCUCUUCUCGUAUCUGAUUCCCAUCAGUUUGCGCGUUAACUUGGACAUGGGCAAGAUCUUCUAUUCCUGGCACAUUCAACGCGAUCGCGAUAUCCCGGGCACCGUGGCCAGAUCCACCACCAUCCCUGAGGAGUUGGGCCGUAUCAACUACUUGCUCUCCGACAAAACAGGCACACUCACCCAGAAUCAGAUGGUCUUCAAGAAGCUUCACUUGGGUACAGCCGCCUAUUCCUUGGACACAUUCGACGAGGUAUCGCAAAACCUGACCAGCUACUACAGAGCGUACCCCAAAUCUGGCGAAUCGACUGGACAAAAGAGUCGAAUGCGGAAAACGGCCACCACUCGUAUUGGCGAAGCUGUCAAGGCCUUGGCUCUGUGUCAUAAUGUCACGCCCGUGUUUGAGGACGAAUCCUCCGAACAAGACCAACAAUCCGAGGCCGACCGGCAGAGUGUCUUGUCGAGGGGCGUGGUCACGUAUCAAGCGGCCAGUCCGGACGAGGUGGCCUUGGUCACUUGGUCAGAGGCCAUGGGUCUGGCGCUCGUCGACCGAAAUCUCAGCUCGAUGAAGUUGCGCACUCCCAACGGGCAAAUCGUGAGCUACUCCAUCCUUCAGAUCUUUCCCUUCACAUCCGAGAGUAAACGGAUGGGCAUCAUCGUCCGAGAUGAUCUAACGAAUGAGAUCGUCUUCUACGUCAAAGGAGCCGACACCGUCAUGACUUUUAUUGUUCAAUACAACGAUUGGUUGGAAGAGGAAGUGGACAAUAUGGCCCGGGAAGGACUUCGUACAUUGGUGGUGGCCAAAAAGACUCUGCAUGCGGAUCAAUAUCACGACUUUGAGCAACGAUACAAUGCCGCCAAAUUAUCAGUGGUGAAUCGAUCUGCCCAAGUGGCGGCCGUGAUCGAGUCCUUGGAAAGAGACAUGGAGCUCCUGUCCGUGACUGGUGUGGAAGACAAACUCCAAGACAACGUUCGAAACACAUUGGAGGUGCUCCGAAAUGCCGGGAUCAAAGUCUGGAUGUUGACCGGGGACAAACUGGAAACGGCCACUUGUAUCGCCAAGAGUUCCAGGUUGGUCUCCCGAACCCAGAACAUUCACAUCUUCAGGACAGUCACAUCUCGUGCGGAAGCCCAUCAAGAGUUGAACGCAUUCCGCCGGAAGCAAGAUGCCGCCUUGGUGAUUAAAGGAGACUCGCUCGAGAUCUGCUUGGAGUUCUACGAGCACGAGUUCAUGGAACUCGUCACGGCUUGUCCAGCCGUGGUUUGCUGUCGUUGCUCUCCCGAGCAAAAGGCCCAAGUUGUCAGACUCAUCGGAGCACAUACCGGCAAAAUCACCGCCGCCAUCGGUGACGGAGGAAAUGACGUAUCGAUGAUUCAAGCCGCAUGUGCGGGGAUCGGUAUUGUUGGUAAGGAGGGCAUGCAAGCCUCCUUGGCCGCUGAUUUCUCGUUGACCCAAUUCUCGCACGUGGCUCGGCUCAUGUUGGUUCACGGCCGAAACAGUUACAAAAGGAGUGCCUCUCUGAGUCAAUUCGUGAUCCAUCGGGGUCUCAUCAUCACCACCAUGCAGGCUAUCUUCUCGGCCGUGUUCUACUUCUCGUCCGUAUCACUCUAUCAGGGCUUUCUGAUGGUGGGCUAUGCCACUGUAUACACCAUGUUCCCCGUGUUCUCUCUCGUCCUGGAUCGAGAUGUGCCCGGACGAACUGCCCUUACGUAUCCCGAGCUUUACAAAGACUUGACCAAAGGCAGGUCAUUGUCCUACAAGACGUUCUUCGUGUGGAACCUCAUCAGCAUUUACCAAGGUGGAGUCAUCAUGUUUGGUGCCCUACUUCUCUUUGAGGAUGAAUUCAUUCACGUGGUCUCGAUUUCAUUCACGGCCUUGAUCAUGACCGAAUUAAUCAUGGUGGCUUUGACCAUCCGAACUUGGCACCUGCUCAUGGUGCUGGCGGAGUUGCUUUCCAUCGUUAUCUACAUUCUAUCCCUCGUCAUCUUGAAAGAUUACUUCGAUGCGGAAUUCAUUCGAACGACAGAUUUUCUGUGGAAAACUAUGGUGAUCACGGCCGUGUCGUGCCUGCCCUUGUACAUCAUCAAGAUUCUUCGAAAGCGAUUCUCGCCUCCAUCUUAUGUCAAGUUGUCCUAAGGGCACCCCACAGCACGUGGUCUGUGAUAUCUGAAAGGUCUUGUACGAAGCCAAAAGAAGAGGCAUAAUGAUAAAAACUUCAUUCCAUAUACUUCAUCACAUGCAGGGUAAAUUUUCUACCAAGAUCUUAUUAUGGAUGGUAUUAAUCAUUUCAUGAACAUAUUCUUCAGCAUAAUUUUACAACGCUCUGAAUGAGUAGAGAAUAUUUCCGUUUCAAUACAUUAGACUUGACCCUAACCG
Tigriopus californicus is the source of this 3919-nucleotide messenger RNA. Its product is annotated as probable phospholipid-transporting ATPase IIA. The record is from RefSeq and is a predicted model, not a curated record. The coding region runs from base 233 to 3679 and encodes 1148 amino acids. Gene Ontology annotation, cellular component: endosome; plasma membrane; trans-Golgi network. Lineage: Eukaryota; Metazoa; Arthropoda; Copepoda; Harpacticoida; Harpacticidae. Gene Ontology annotation, biological process: endocytosis; retrograde vesicle-mediated transport, Golgi to endoplasmic reticulum; phospholipid translocation. Gene Ontology annotation, molecular function: ATP hydrolysis activity; magnesium ion binding; ATPase-coupled intramembrane lipid carrier activity. The transcript has 11 exons.